AUGCGCAAAUGGAGUGCAAUUCUGUCCAUGCGGCAAUCGAACGAAAACUCAAAAAUCGAGGAAAUUCACUUACCAAGUGGUUACAGUACAAUUACAAAGGAAGCACGCAGGAUAAAUCCUUAUGAAGUUAUACAAGUUGACUACAAGUUUGUAAAAAACUACGCUGAUACUGAAAAUUGGUAUUACAAAAGUAUAAGACCUGGGCGUAGGACUGACGAUCCACAAGUAGUAGACAUAAGAGCCAUAAAAUACAACACAAUGACAGAUGAAGUAAAGCUCAACUUUGAUGAAGAUUGGACUUCUCUUCCACAGAGACCCAAGAUUAUAAGUUCUGAAAUGUAUUCAUCGUCAAAUGUAUUCGAAUAG
This is a messenger RNA of Parnassius apollo (apollo), 366 nucleotides long. NCBI's taxonomy places the organism in Eukaryota, Metazoa, Arthropoda, Insecta, Lepidoptera, Papilionidae. The record is from the annotation of a GenBank genome assembly.